AUGAAUCAAGUACAAAUAAACCCUACUAAAUUAUCUAUAUUGUCGAUAAACAGAUCGAAAUAUUGGAUUUUUAAGAGUGCCAUAUUAGAAUUCUUACAUUCUGAAGCUAACAGAAAUUCAAAAGAAGAAGAGAUCUAUAGUAGUGAAGAUGAGAUCGAUUCCCUUAAUGAUAAAUUUUCUUAUUUAAAUAGACUGAAAAGAAAUAGUCUUUAUGAACUGUCAUCAUCAUCGUCAUAUUCUCCAAGAGGAAGGAAGAAGCAUGGGUCGGUGUCAUCUACUUCAAGUUUCAACGAGAAGGAAAUUGAUAAUUCUAGUAAAGAUGACUCAAAAGAUGACUCAAAAGAUAAAGAAGAUAGUUUUGAUGAAUAUGAAGAAGAUGAUGAUAAUAAUUAUUUCUUUCAUAUUGCUUUCACACCUAUAGAAUGUACCAUUAUCUGCUCCACUAAGAUUAUGAACCAAUUGUUUUCCAAACCUUUGAAACUUUGUGAAUCAUUAGGAUAUGAUGAUAUAAAGUUAGUGGAGGAAAAAUUUGUUAAUUUACAAAUUGACAGCGGUGGUAAUGAUAAUAAUCGAAUUAUACAAUUAACAAAACCGUUAUCAGAGAAUAACAUUUCAUUAUUUUUCUUAUCUUCACACUUUAGUGAUAUUGUAUUGAUUCCUCAUCAUUUAGAGGAGAAGGUUAUCAAUAUUUUAACUCAAAAUCAUUUCGAGUUCAAUGACAUUUCGGGUUCUUAUAUAAUCAAUAACUUCAACAAAGAAGAAACCACUCAAUCAGGUAUUGAUUUGGUGGAGAAGACAUUCAAGUUAUUCAAAGAUUCCAAUAUCAGACCAAUUAUUAAUAAGGAUAUCUCGUUACUAUUAACAGGUUCAAGAUCCAAUGACGUAACGACAACUAUUCUUAAAACUGCUACCAAUAUUUCCAAAGAUAAUAUCCCUAAUUAUUUUGCCAUAACGAGAACAUCAUACAAUGAAAUUUCAUUGAUAUUACCUAAAUCUUCUAAAACAAGAUCCAAAUUAGGUUUCCAAUCCAAAUUUUUAAUUGGUUCAACUCAAGAUAUUAUCAAUCCUAUAACCAUAGACUUACAAAAAUUACCUUUGGAUUCAACAGGUAUCGUUGCUGGUAUGGCAAGUAUGAUCAUUAACGGUGUAAAUUCAUUCCCCAUUGAUUACCCUUUCGAAUUGAAUUAUUUAUCCAUGGCUAGAUCAGCUAUCUUAAUGAUUCCUAAAGAGAACAUAGAUUUAGUCGAUGAGAUCUUGAACAUCGAUUAUAAUCAAUUUCUGACUUAA
Molecule: messenger RNA, 1287 nt
Organism: Yamadazyma jaroonii
Lineage: Eukaryota; Fungi; Ascomycota; Pichiomycetes; Serinales; Debaryomycetaceae
Source: the annotation of a GenBank genome assembly